UAAACCCUAAUUUGAUUCACACAUUUUAGGAGCCCCACUAAAACCUUUUGGCCAAAACCCUAAACCCUAACAUCACAGCCCCUCUCUCUCAUUCAUCUCCAAAACCUUCAAUUCUGUACAAAAUCCACAUUCUUUUGCUACGCAAAGCGAGAGAGAGAGAGAGAGAGAGCAAUCAUGCCUAAGGUUCCGAUUUGGGACUUACCAGACGUGCCCAAAGGCGAGCUCCCUCCACAUCUCGAACUCCAGAGAACCCGCGUUCUCUGCAAUUCCGAUGCUCCUACUCAUACAGAGAACAUACAAUACUCUGGUGCUUAUGCAUCUAUGGGAGUUGAUAACAGCUUAAGAUUGGACCAUUUUCGCAAAAAAUUUAAAGUGGAAGUGAUUCGACUUACCGAGGAUGAUAUGGAAUUUGACUUGAUUGGUAUCGAUGCUUCGCUUGCUAAUGCUUUUCGGAGGAUCCUCAUAUCCGAGAUUCCCACAAUGGCUGUUGAGAAGGUUCUUAUUGCAAACAAUACAUCAGUAGUCCAAGACGAGGUGCUUUCACAUAGAUUGGGUCUCAUCCCAAUCAAGGUUGACCCAAGACUGUUUGAUUAUAUGUCAGAAAAUGAUGUACCCAAUGAAAAGAACACCAUUGUUUUCAAACUCCACAUCCGUUGUGAACGAGGUGGUCCACGUCUUACAGUAAAAUCAGAUGAGCUGAAAUGGUUACCAAAUGGGAGUGAGUUUCUGCUGGCCACAGAAAAUUCAACUUCGAAUUCAACCUCAAAGCCAAAGACAUAUACUUCAUUUCGUUGUAGUCAAGAUUCCUUGCAAGAAUUUUCCAACAAUCCCAUUGCCCCCAAGCAUCCAGAUAUUAUUAUAUCUAAACUUGGACCAGGCCAGGAAAUUGAACUGGAAGCACAUGCUGUUAAAGGCAUGGGUAAAACACAUGCAAAGUGGUCCCCUGUGGCCACUGCUUGGUAUAGGAUGCUCCCCGAGGUUGUUUUGUUGCAAGAAGUUAAAGAUGAGAAAGCAGUAGAGCUUGAAAAAAAAUGUCGUGUUAAAGUAUUUGACAUUGAAGAUGUUGGUAAUGGUAAGACGAGGGCAACUGUGGCUCGACCACGAGCUUGUACAUUGUGUAGAGAAUGCAUUCAAGAGGAAGGGUGGGACAAGUAUGUGGCACUACGUCGUGUGAAAGAUCAUUUCAUCUUUACCAUAGAGUCAACUGGAGCAUUACCACCUGAAGUGCUGUUCACUGAAGCUGUGAAGAUUUUGGAAGACAAGUGCGAGCGUCUGAUAACUGAGCUCUCUUGAUGUUUUUUUGUCUUUAUUAUGUUGAAUGUAGUACCUUGCUGCAAAAAUGAUGAGCCUUCUGAAAAAAAGGUUUGCUAAUAUAUGCAUUUCCUCCCUGGAUUAUUUAUUCAUUUUUCUUCAUUAAUCUGAAACAUAGCUAAAUUUAGCUUUGUUGUGAAUUAUUGAAUCUUUGAUUCAGUCACAGAAGUGUUAUUUCGGGAUUAAUUGUGGACCAGUUUUGCUCUAUCAAAUGUGGAUUAUUUUAACCUGGAUUA
Messenger RNA from Camellia sinensis, 1547 nucleotides. RefSeq lists its product as uncharacterized. The record is from RefSeq and is a predicted model, not a curated record. Gene Ontology annotation, cellular component: RNA polymerase III complex; RNA polymerase I complex. Gene Ontology annotation, molecular function: protein dimerization activity; DNA binding. Gene Ontology annotation, biological process: DNA-templated transcription. Lineage: Eukaryota; Viridiplantae; Streptophyta; Magnoliopsida; Ericales; Theaceae.